This is a messenger RNA of Alosa alosa (allis shad), 3225 nucleotides long. RefSeq names its product DIX domain containing 1a (gene dixdc1a). The coding region runs from base 746 to 2080 and encodes 444 amino acids. Lineage: Eukaryota; Metazoa; Chordata; Actinopteri; Clupeiformes; Clupeidae. Gene Ontology annotation, cellular component: cytosol. The record is from RefSeq and is a predicted model, not a curated record. Gene Ontology annotation, biological process: canonical Wnt signaling pathway. The transcript is spliced from 15 exons.
GCUGGUCAUGUCUGCUUCCUCGCAGAGAAAAGAAACGAGGGUGUGAGAGAGAAAGAGAGAGAGAGAGAGGGAGAAAGAGAAAAGAAAAAAAACAGAAACAGAGGAGGGGGCUAGGCUGAAGAAUCUUUCUGGUAGUCUUUCUGAGGGAUUGGAGGAGCCUCUUGCUGAAUGAGAGAAUUACACAACAGACUGGGAGAGGGAGAGAGAGGAAGAGAGAGAGAGAGAGGGAGCAUGCUCAGCACAGCAGGCUGAGGACAGAUGCCUUGGAGACAGCAGACGAACGAGGGCUGGACUCCUUUCUUCAGCGCGCUGAGCUGAGCUGUGUGUGUGUGCCUGAGCGAGCAGCCACUCCCAGCUGAGACACACACACACACACACACACAUCCACGCUGGGGAGGCUGUGUGUUUUUUCCUCUGUGUUGGAGCUGUGAGGACCGUGGCAGAGGAGCAGCGUGGGAGACGCUCCUUCAUCUCUCUCUCUCUCUCUCUCUCUCUCUCUUUCUCCGCCUGCACCCAGCGCUGCUACGUGGAGCCUUGCCUUCCCUUUUUUCCUCCUCAUUCACUCUGUUCUGCUCUCCCCUCUCCACGGAUACUCCCACCCGGCUGACGGCUGAGGAGGGUGGAGAGGAGGUGGGGGGGCACGGUAGGGGGGCUCUGGCGGUGAUGAUUCUGAGCCUGGACCACAACAAACCUCCAGGGCAGGGCAGGACAGGAGCGGCAUGGGAGGCUAGCAGGACGCACAGCCAUGGGAGCCAAACAAAUGAAAUGCUUAAGCGCAUCCAGUCCCACUCAUGCUCCUAAGGAGGAGUACAUCAUCGCACGCUCCGAGGAGCUGGAGACCGCCACUGACCAGCCGACUGCAGAGUUGCACAGCAGAAAAGAGGAUGUAGAGAAGUCCUGCACGCCAGGGCCCCACCGUGACACUGAGCAUGCUGGGACAGUGGAGGACUCCUCCUGGGAGGACCAGCUGUUUGCCCAGCAGGAGCAGCUGGAGAAGGAGAUGCAGGAGACUAGGAGGAUGGUCACUCGACUGCAGGCGCUGCUUCUGCACGGUUCGCUCCCCGAGGAUGAGCAGGGCGUCCCCCUGGGCUUCGGAGAGACCUGCACCAACGCCGAACAGCAGAUGAUAUUAAUCCGCAGUCGGCUCGACCAGAGCGUGGAGGAGGCUCUGGACCUUAAGAGGGAACUCAUGCGGUACAAACAGGAGGCCCGCAACCUUCAGGCAGUCAAGGAUGCCAUGCAGCAGCGUAUGUCUGCUCAGGAGGACUCUGUCCUGCAGCUGAAGCAAGAGCUACUCAGGUCCAGCAUGGCCAGAGAGGAGCUGGCUGGACAGAAUGUGGAGCUGCAGAGGAAGCUGGGUGAUCGCAACAAACUCCUGACUGAAUAUAAAAAGGAGAUGGGUCAGAAGGACAAACUGUUGCAACAGCAGCAGCACAAACUGGAUGAGGCCGUGAGGAAAGCCAACGCCAGCCACAGGCUGUCGGGAUGUGAAAAUAAUGGAUACAGUCACAUGAUGGAGGGUCCACCACCUCCCUACCAACACAGAACAGCUGAUGAACUUCAGCUGGUGCGUGAUGCUCUGCGUAGCCUGAGGAACAGCUUUGGGGGUCAUGACCCCCAGCACCACACUCUGGACACUCUGGAGCAGGGCAUCGGUAGCCUCAUGGAGAGACUUCACACACACGAUACACGGCAGGACAAGAAGGGCCCCAGCAAGUCUCCAGGGAGGAGAGCCAACCACACCGACCGGGAAUCGUGGCCGCCUAGCGCCAAGAUGGCGCAUUCCCACAGCAGUCCAGUGCUCAGUGCAUCUGUGUCCACUAAAGUCCUCUACUUCACCGACCGUUCCCUAACGCCCUUCCUCAUCAACAUCCCCAAGAAGUUGGGGGAGUUGACCCUGCGGGACUUCAAGGCCGCUGUUGACAGACAUGGCAACUUCAGGUACCACUUCAAAGCUUUAGACCCGGAGUUUGGCACGGUGAAGGAGGAGGUGUUCCAGGAAGAUGCCAUCAUCCCGGGUUGGGAGGGGAAGAUUGUGGCGUGGAUCGAGGAGGACCACAGUGACACCAGACUGAACUGAAGGAGGAGUGUGAGCCGUGAGUGUGUGAGUGUGUCUGUGUGUGUGCACCAUUCCCCUCGUCAUGAGAGGACAUCCAGAGGCUCACAGGACCAAUGGACUCUGAGAUUACAGACACAGAGGAUGCCUGAUGUGGAGACAGGGGAGACAGAAAAGGAUCUGUGAUGUGUACAGUGGUGAUGGAGAAGGAUCUGUGAUGUGUGUACAGUGGCGACAAAUAAAGGUCUGUGACAUAUAGACUGUGGCAAUGGAGAAGGAUCUGUGACGUGCGCACUAUGGCGAUGGAGAAGGAUCUGUGAUGUGCGCACUGUUGCGAUGGAGAAGGAUCUGUGAUGUGCGCACUGUUGCGAUGGAGAAGGAUCUGUGAUGUGCGCACUGUUGCGAUGGAGAAGGAUCUGUGACGUGCGAACUAUGGCGAUGGAGAAGGAUCUGUGAUGUGCGUAGUGUGGUGAUGGAGAAGGAUCUGUGACGUGCGAACUAUGGCGAUGGAGAAGGAUCUGUGAUGUGCGCACUAUGGUGAUGGAGAUGGAUCUGUGAUGUGCGUAGUGUGGUGAUGGAGAAGGAUCUGUACCAUGCUGAUGUAACCUGUGUUAAUAUCUCUUCAUGAAAACAUUCCCUAACACACUGUGCACCUCCCAGAACACCUAAACAUGUGAUUCAUUUACCAGAGUGGGGGUGGGGAGGGGGUUGCGUGUGUAUGUGUGUGUGUGUGUGUGUGAGAGAGAGAGAGAGAGAGAGAGAGAGAGAGAGAGAGAGAAAAGAGAGAAGGUUAAACAAGGAUGUUGUUUAUAUGUUGUUUAUGCCGACCUGUAAAUACUCUUUGCCUGUGUUGACAUAAUUGUCUGCUUCAACAUUGUGAAUGUCACUGUUUGAUAAAUGAUUGUUACCCUGGCAACCACUCAGCACCUCAUUCCCCUGCACCCUUUAUCAUGUCUGAAGCAGCAGUGUGUCCAGAGAUUCUGCCUGUUGUUGCUGAAUUAUGGACCAGGAGGGGGCGGUGUUCUGUCACAAAUGUACACUAUUUAUUGGAACUCUGUCAUUUCUAGGAUUUCACACAUGUCUGGUUUGUAAUAGAGACAGAUGGGGCCAAUGUUUGUAACAUUUGUUACUGUCUGAGAAUAAAAAAGUAUGGAUAUAUAGAAAAAUAA